UUAUUUUUUUCCUUGGAAGAUCUGUCUGUCGAGCCCUGGUCGCAACUCGCGAGGAAUUACCUUUCGGCGGAUCGCGCGCAGUUCGCGUGAAGUUCUCGACAUGGCAUGGUGUGUUGGGGCUUCUUCUCGGUUAUUCGUCACACUCCGCAGUGAUCAGUUUCUGUGAUCGCCGAGAAUCCGGAAUGGCGAGCGAUUCUUGCGUUGUCUUGGAGGGCUCCAUGAAAUUCCGUGAUGGAAAGAAGUGGAAACCAAGAUGGGGAGUCCUCACAAAACUUUCCCCGGUUGCUGAUUGUCUUCAACUACUGCUGUACCGAGAUCAACGUGAGCGAUUAAAGGAAGGCCACACGAAAGCAUCUUUAUCGCUACAGAAUUACUACGGAUACGAGAGCGGAUUUAUUCUGGAUAAAGAAUGCAACACGAUGGCAUUGAUUAUCGAGGAAGGCGUGUUCGUGUUCGCUUUUGAUACCAGGGAGCGGCUGAUUCAGUGGCAGGCCAAAAUCACAUCUCAUCUAGGCGAAGCUGUGCAAUUUGAAGUUGAAGUCACGUCAGCUCCACCGAAAUCCAAAUGUGGAAUGGCUUUAGGCGAAAGCGCGCCUAGAACAAGCUGUACGCAACUUUCGGGCCACGUUACGAGUCAAAUUGGGAAUGGAAUUCCGGCCAUGUUACAUUUGGUCAACAUUCGGUUUUGCCUCACUUCGGCAGAUUCUCCGCCCCCGAAGUUGCUCCAUCGGUGGGAAAUCGCCAACCUCAGACGAUAUGGCGUUGUGGAUGGCCACUUCUGUUGGGAGGGUGGAAGUUCCUGUGGACAGAAAGGCAUGGGAAUUCACGUAGUCGCUACCGCGCAGCGGAAAGAAAUUGAAUCUGCAUUCAAAAUAGCCGCCGCUGGAAAUCUCAUCAAGCCAGGAAAACGAAGUCGAAGUCGGAACCCUGGUUGUAACAGGAGUCCGAAACCCGGAUGUCUGAGUCAUGGGGAAUCGAAACAUUCUCUAGUAUCCGGAUCUGUUUUGUCUGGAUCAAUAAUUGGCACUAGUCAAAGUCGUCGAACCUUGCAUUGCAGAUGUGGUACACCAUGGUCGUCAACAGAAUCCGGAAGUAGCGGGGAAUGCUCGCACUCCGUCAGUGCCAUGAGUCGGCCGGAUACACCAGAUUCGUCGAUGAUUUUGAACAAGAACAAGUUCAAUCCCCAGUUCGCUCAGCGGCAAAUGUCAACCACAAGCGUGGGUCCUACAACUCCAAAGAAAAUGCAUCCCCAUCUUCGACUGAGCAAGAAAGAUUCCUUCAGUCCUUCGUGGAAGAUGGAUGGGAUUUGUUCCGACGACAGCGGUCAUGUUCCGGGUUCAGACGGAACAUCAAGUCGAUCCAGGGACUCCGAGUACUGUGCCGGAUUCUCCUACCCGGGGAACUCGAACAGUUGUGCCUCUUCCGGCAUGGGAGAUGCUGCCAUACUGGAGAAUUACGAUCGACCGCGGAAGGUGAUCACUGCUGUCAUUCCACCGGGAUUCAGACAUAAUUUUGCUUCUGCCAAUGGGAUCUCAAAAAUGUCGACCUCAAUGUCGUUUUGCGAACGAUGCGAUUCCUGCGGAAGACCGAAGAUGACGCAAGGUCCAUGUUGUUGCCAAGGCGAUGGCUUCGCUCAACAAGGUAGCUUACGUAAUCGUUACGGGCUGAUCGUUGGCUCUCGGGCCAUGAUGGAACAAGCGAAUCAGCGUUCGAAUCCCGAUCAUUUCAAGCCUCAAUACGAUCCAAGAUUUUACGAUACCCCGCGUUUCAACCAGCCGUCAAAUAUCAUUCCUCAUCAACGAAUGGAUUUUUACAAUAAUCCACACCCGAGAUUUGUGCGACCAGCCGUUACGAGACUAGUUCGAUACGUUGGUCCUCCUCGUCCUGGUGCACGUUGUCCGAUGGUGUCCGCCAUUGCUGCGGAAUCUAUGCUCAACGGGGAGCAAAUGUACGCAAAUAUUCGGCCGAGUCGUCCAGCAUUUCCGAUUCCGCCGGCUGUUCGAGGUCCUGGAAUGGGGAAUUACGCAAAUUUGGAGUUCGCCGAAACGCUGGACUUGUAUGAGAACGUGAAGAAGGAAUCUGGUUUGCCAGUUUUACCGCCGCGGGCGCAUCCUCCUCUGCACUCUCAACAGGGAGCGAAUCAAGUCGAGUCACUGGUUCCAGAGAGAAAAACAUCCAUAGAACGAGAGGUAGUGAAUCCCGUCGGCGUGCGGGAUGAUUAUGUCCUCAUGGCUCCACUUGUUCGACAACGACCGCCGAGUUCGCAACCUGACAGUGAGUUGCCCAGUCCGGCCGGGUUCGCCAACUGCGACGAGAUCGUGGUCACUGCGGAAACGAGACCUUUGCCAGAAGCUGAAGUCAAGCUGGACGUGGCAGAGACGCCAGAAUAUGAAGUCACCUAUGUGUAUGCGUGUGCAACGAUGCCUCGCUGUGUAAAAUCUGAGGAAUUCCAAUGCUUGAGACGGGCGUUCAGCAUGCCGACGGAACUGUGGACUACUGGUGUCGGUGUGGCUGCGGGUGGUGACGAGUCACCGGCGCCCCUCGAGGCUGAUUCCAGUCUAGAGGACUCGGGCGUUUCUGGUGACACGCCAUCUGGAGAUGACCGGAGUUCCGGCGAGAUGAAAUCUGAUGACACUGUGGAACCUGUGACAAAAGGUGUUCGAGUGUUGGAAUUGGAUGAAGAACUGAAGGAUUCCAACGGGAUGGAGCGAGUCAACUAAAGCAAAAAAUGCUGAGGAAACUCAUGAACCCAACGAAGAUCUAGUCGACAAUGGAAUCUCCGUACUCCUCAAAGUGACAGAAAAAGCGAGCGGAAAUUCUCAAUGAAUUUUAAAAAAGAAAAAAAUGCGGAAACGUUUUGCAUUUUUAAAUAUCGGAACAAAGAAAGCCAUGACUCUUCACAUUUAUUCCAGACUUGGUGCCUCUUUUGCAUUCGAUGAGCUGUAAUCUUGAGAAUUCUUUCAAGGAAUUCUGCCUUUCAACGUCGUGUUUAACUCAGGAAACGAAACUUCUUACUUUUUCUACUGAAUGUCUUGCCAGAUUUUGAAGCCUCAUCUUCGCGGGUUUUUUUUUUACGUGUGUCCAGUAUGUGAGAGUAAUCAUGUCUAGGAAUACGAUUUACGAAUUUUGUUGAUGAGAGCUCGAGGGUCAUUACCACAUUUCCAGUGCUCACAUUGUCGGUUUUGGAUCUCUAACCUAUCAUACAUUCUUGCUGCUCAAUGUUCUUCCGAGAAUAUGCCAAAAAUAUGUCGUAAGAAUGCUUGGAAACGGUGUGUUCAUUGUAGUCCCGUGGUGUGCAGUCACAUCCCGUCGACCUUUUCAUGGUUUGUAAACGGAAUGGAAAUCAGCGGUCAAAGCUCCGAGUCAGCUCUCGUUUUUGUUUUGUUCUUUUCAUCGAUGAAAUUGCGAUAACAUUUUAUUGAUGCUUGUUUUUUUGCAUUGCCAAACAGUAUUGAUGUUUUUGAGUUUUCAGGAAUACAUUGAAUGUAUGCGUUUACUGUGAAUUACUAUGCUUCUGCGGGUUUAUUCUUUUUCUUCAGCUAAUCGGUUUUUACCAACGUCGGGAAAGUGUUAUCCUGCGAAAUCUCUUCUAGUGAAUCCUCC
Molecule: messenger RNA, 3603 nt
Organism: Notodromas monacha
Lineage: Eukaryota; Metazoa; Arthropoda; Ostracoda; Podocopida; Cyprididae
Source: the annotation of a GenBank genome assembly